Pezoporus flaviventris is the source of this 2697-nucleotide messenger RNA. Its product is annotated as SUMO-activating enzyme subunit 2-like. The transcript is spliced from 17 exons. Gene Ontology annotation, molecular function: SUMO activating enzyme activity. Gene Ontology annotation, biological process: protein sumoylation. The record is from RefSeq and is a predicted model, not a curated record. Gene Ontology annotation, cellular component: SUMO activating enzyme complex; cytoplasm. The coding region runs from base 161 to 2077 and encodes 638 amino acids. Lineage: Eukaryota; Metazoa; Chordata; Aves; Psittaciformes; Psittacidae.
CUGCAAUCUUCCGGGGCGGUGCGUGGGAGAGGCUUGAGGCUCUUAUGUUCGACAGAGGGCAUUGUGGGUGGUUGUUGCUUCGGUUUUGUUAGGCUCGGUGUUCGGACUGCGGCCCGGCUGAAGAGAGUUGUGUGUGUCUUUCUGUUGCCCGCCUAUCGUCAUGUCGGUGCUGGGCCCAGUGUCGGGCUCCUUACGCAGCGACCUGGCAGAGGCUGUGGUCCAGGCGCGGCUCCUGGUGGUGGGAGCCGGCGGCAUCGGCUGCGAGCUUCUCAAGGACCUGGUGCUCACCGGCUUCAGCAACAUCGACGUGAUUGAUUUGGAUACUAUCGAUGUCAGCAAUCUCAACAGGCAAUUUUUGUUUCAAAAGAAACAUGUUGGAAGAUCAAAAUCACAGGUUGCCAAGGAAAGCGUGUUACAGUUUUAUCCAGAGGCUAAUAUUAUAGCUUACCAUGAUAGCGUCAUGAACCCUGACUAUAAUGUGGAGUUCUUCCGCCAGUUUACGUUGGUUAUGAAUGCUCUGGAUAACAGAGUUGCCCGUAACCAUGUGAACAGGAUGUGUCUGGCUGCUGAUGUUCCUCUUAUAGAGAGUGGGACCGCAGGCUACCUUGGACAAGUAACAGUUAUCAAAAAGGGAGUGACAGAAUGUUAUGAAUGUCAUCCCAAACCAACUCAGAAGACUUUUCCAGGCUGCACAAUCCGAAAUACGCCAUCAGAACCUAUCCACUGCAUUGUGUGGGCUAAGUAUUUGUUCAACCAGUUGUUUGGAGAAGAAGAUGCUGAUCAAGAAGUUUCUCCUGACAGAGCUGAUCCUGAAGCUGCUUGGGAGCCAGCAGAAGCCAGAGAACAAGCAUCCAAUGAAGAUGGUGAGAUUAAACGUGUUUCAACUAAGGAGUGGGCUAAAUCAACUGGAUAUGAUCCAGUUAAACUUUUUACUAAGCUUUUCAAAGAUGACAUUAGAUAUCUGCUGACAAUGGAUAAGCUAUGGCAGAAAAGAAAGCCUCCAGUGCCACUGGACUGGACUGAGGUACAAAAUCAAGAGAAAAACACAUCGGACAAACAAAAUGAGUCCUCUGCAGUCUUGAAGGAUCAGCAGGUUCUCAAUGUCGAGAGCUAUGCACACUUAUUUUCAAAGACUGUUGAAACCCUGAGACUUCAGCUGGCCGAGAAGGGUCAUGGAGCAGAGCUUAUAUGGGAUAAAGAUGAUCCUUCUGCACUGGAUUUUGUCACUUCUGCUGCGAACCUCAGGAUGCAUGUUUUCGGUAUGAAUAUGAAGAGCAGAUUUGACAUCAAGUCAAUGGCAGGAAAUAUUAUCCCAGCUAUAGCUACUACUAAUGCGGUAAUAGCUGGUCUGAUAGUGCUGCAGGGUUUGAAGAUUUUAUCAGGAAAAAUAGAUCAGUGUAAAACGAUUUUUCUGAACAAGCAGCCAAAUCCCAGAAAGAAACUAUUGGUUCCUUGUGCUUUGGAUCCACCAAAUCCGAACUGUUACGUAUGUGCAAGUAAGCCAGAAGUGACUGUGAAACUUAAUGUACACAAAGUUACUGUGUUAACGCUCCAGGAUAAGAUAGUGAAAGAAAAAUUUGCUAUGGUAGCACCAGAUGUACAAAUAGAUGAUGGAAAAGGAACUAUCCUUAUCUCUUCAGAAGAAGGAGAAACAGAAGCGAAUAACCACAGGAAGUUAUCGGAAUUCGGAAUUCGAAACGGCACUCGACUACAAGCAGAUGAUUUCCUUCAGGACUAUACACUGUUAAUCAAUGUGCUUCAUAGUGAAGACCUAGAAAAAGAGAUAGAAUUUGAAGUUGUUGGUGAUAACCCUGAAAAAGUUGGCCCUAAACCAUCAGAACCAACAUCCAGGAACAUUACCAAUGGUAGUGAUGAUGGAGCACAGCCCUCAACAUCAACAGCUCCAGAUGAUCUACUGAUUCUUGAUUCUGAAGAUGAAAGUACUUCGAGCAAUGUUGAGGAUGAUAUAGAAAACAAAACCCGCAAGAGAAAACUAGAAGAUAAAGAGUGUGUCAGUACAAAGAGAGUGUGUACUGAGCAGACAGAAGAGCAAGAUGAAAUUAUACAGUUAGACUGAACAUGCAAAUGCCCCUUGACAAAAUGAUUUAGAUGAUGUAAUACAGUAAUAGCGUAUUAUGUUGGGAUGUGAAAAAUAUCCAGAACUAGACUAAUUUUAAGGCCGUCGUCCCAAGUAAAUACCAGACCACUGGCUUAAAUAAUUUGUGUCUGUUUCUCUUGAUGAUAAAGCUCUCAUCUCAAUAGACUCAGCAGUUUUUCCAUGUGAAUUCCAUAUAUUAAAUGUAGUAGAAACAUAGUUAGUAAAUACUUACAGAUUACUAUUUCAUAGAAUCUACUUUUCAUGUAACUACUUUUUUUUCUAUAUCUUGAAGAAAAAGAGUUUUAGCCUAGUCCUAAAAACUUUUCCACACCCUGAACAAGAAGAAAACUCAAUAAAGGAAAUUAGUGCCAUGUUUUAACGGUGUUCUUAAACUUCAGCUGGCACUGUACAUUACUGUAAAACUGUUAAUUUACUCAAGUUUUUCAGCUUGUACUGCCUGGUAUAUCAAUUUUAAGAAUCAAAUUUUUGUGUAUUGUUACAGUUUCAAGUUAUUUAUAUUUGAUGUUUUGUAGACACAGAUACUGCUACUAUACUGUACAUCUGAUGGACCAAAUAAAUGACAUCUGAAAUAUUUGCUA